ACAACCACGAGCCGAGAAAACAUAAGUAAAAAAGAAAUAUUAAAAUACAUACAGAGCUCACGAGAUUCAAGCAAUGGCAAACAUUUUCCUUAUCGCCAGUGGAUCAAGAUCAAGAACAAGAAGAGAAAUUAAAUCAAAGAACCCUGAAGGAAAGAGAUCAAACUCCAAUCCCAAUUCAAACUCAGACAAUAACUUCUCAUGCAAGAAGCACACGAAACACAGACAGUCUCCUGGAGUAUGUUCCCUAUGUCUCACCGAGAGGCUCUCUAAGGUAGAGUAUUACGACUACACUAAGAACGCAGCUCAAACGGCGUCAUCAACAGCAUCAUCUUCCACAUCGGUCUCGUCUUGUUACUCAUCUUCUUCGGUCUCUUCUUAUUCGUCUCCAUUGCAAUAUCGGUACAAAGAGAAGAAGAAGGAUGGGAAGAAACACAGCUUGUUUAGAUUAUUGCUUGGAUCCAUAGUAGAUUAGAUUUUUUAAAUUUAUUUUCAAAGUUUUUUAUUCAUACUACGAGUAUAUUCCUUUUGCGUAUUCAUUCUUGGUCAGAGAAUCAGUAAAGUUGCAUAAGAUUAUAACUAAAAAAUUGGAUUUUAAUA
Molecule: messenger RNA, 597 nt
Organism: Brassica oleracea var. oleracea
Lineage: Eukaryota; Viridiplantae; Streptophyta; Magnoliopsida; Brassicales; Brassicaceae
Exons: 1
Coding region: 74-472 (132 amino acids)
Source: RefSeq, a predicted model, not a curated record